Messenger RNA from Odontomachus brunneus, 2996 nucleotides. RefSeq names its product BTB/POZ domain-containing protein KCTD1 (gene twz). The transcript is spliced from 5 exons. The record is from RefSeq and is a predicted model, not a curated record. Gene Ontology annotation, biological process: protein homooligomerization. Lineage: Eukaryota; Metazoa; Arthropoda; Insecta; Hymenoptera; Formicidae. Gene Ontology annotation, molecular function: protein binding. Bases 340 to 1284 code for a protein of 314 amino acids.
GAAAGCCGCGGUGGCGCGCGCGCGGCUCGCGCCAACUUUUGCCUUUCGCAGACACGUAGAGCACGUGAACGCAACCACGUGGUCAAGUGCGUGACAGCGGGCAGCGAGAAAGAUAGCGGGGAAACGGAGCUGCUCUCAGCGAGGACUCGGCCGGGGUGCUACACCUAGACAGUGACAAGUUUUCGCGAACGCGACUCCGGGACUCCUCCGGGGUGCCGCCAAUCCGCCGCAGCCGUGUACACGAGAACAACCGUCAACCUGGAGCCCACGUGCCAGAAACGACGGAAAUGUGAGGCCGAUGGGAAGGAGGCGAAGGCGGAGCUGACGGCGCAACGCAAUAUGUUCCCUAGCGCUCAAAUUAAAAUGAGAUUGCUGUCGCCAAGCAGUUCGCCGGCCACCUCGCCCACGAUGUCGAAUUCUUCGUCGCCAACACCACCGACGCCGGCGGCCCCAGCUUACAACCAGAAGAUGACCGGUAUUCCUUGCGUAGCGGCCGCUUCGAGGUACACCGCGCCGGUCCACAUCGACGUCGGCGGAACGAUAUACACAUCCUCCCUCGAGACCUUAACCAAGUAUCCGGAAUCCAGGCUAGCGAAAUUGUUCAACGGCAGCAUCCCCAUCGUUCUGGACUCGCUGAAGCAGCAUUACUUCAUCGAUCGAGACGGCGGCAUGUUUCGGCAUAUAUUGAACUUCAUGCGAAAUUCCCGACUGCUGAUACCCGACAACUUCGCCGACCUGGAUCUGCUGCUGGAGGAGGCGCGGUACUUCGACAUAGCACCGAUGUGCCGGCAACUGGAGCAGAUGAAGAAGGAGCGCAUCAAGAACGGCUCGACGACGACGAUGUCGUCAUCGUCGCCGAGCCCACCUCCGACCGGACAGCACGUCGGCCGCGGCACCACCGCCUGCACCACCGCGCCCUGCAAUCGUGACACCGAGAAAAUGCGCGGCAACGACGGCAACUGCAGCUACGAGUGCGUGGCGUUGCACGUGAGCCCGGACUUGGGCGAGCGGGUGAUGCUGUCGGGCGGGCGCGCGCUGCUGGACGAGGUGUUCCCGGAGACGACGCAGGCGGUGAUCGACGCGCGCUCCGGCGUCGCCUGGCACCAGCAAGACGCUCGCCACGUCAUCCGGUUUCCGCUCAACGGCUACUGCAAGCUGAACUCGGUGCAGGCGAUCACCAGGCUGCUGAACGCCGGCUUCCGGGUGGUCGCGAGCAACGGCGGCGGCGUCGAGGGCCAGCAAUUCUCGGAGUACCUGUUCGUCAGGCAGGCCGUCAACACUUGACGGAACAACGCGCACCACCACCACCAUCACCACCACCACCUCCACUACCAGCGCAAAACGAUCUCCAGGUCGAUGGUGUGCUGCCUGCAGCGCGACCAGGAGCCGGAGUGAGUUCUUCAACUGCAAACUCCCGGGAGAAUCUCCCACUCAAGACUGCAUCGCGGAUCAUUCAUCACGGUCGUUCGGAUCACACACGCGGAAACGGGGUGUCUCGGCACGAGGAUACAAGGCUGACAAGAAGAGACCGCAACUGUCGCGCCGAGGCCAGAAAGAUGAUGGAUCGAAAUAUUGUACGAGUGAUAAAGUUCUCUUGAAAUUUCCUGUGUGGAAUUCUGCACUCAAAAGGUAGGUCGACAGUCCGAAUCACCCGAGUGACUUUUCAUUCAUAGAGAGUGAACUCUUUCACUCUGAAUUAGGGAAUGAUCAUUUUCACUCGAAAUCGAAGAGUGAAUGCGAUUUGAAAUAGAUUCACUCUGAUUGACUGAAGUAUUCACUCUAAAAUUGAGUGAAAUAUUCACGCUUGUGAUUUUGAGUGAUAAUAUUUUCACUGCUGCUUUGAGCAAAUUUUUGUCUGUUUUGAGUGAGAUUUCACAUUGCAAGAAAUUUAUAAGGAAUAAAAUAAAAGAAGAGAUGUAUAAAAUUUUUUUUAUAAGAAUAAAUUGGGAGAAAUCUGAGGAAGAGCAGGAGAGGUAAUCGGUACGUGGCUAUUUCGAAACGACGGCAGCGUUGCUCAUCGGAGAACGUUACAAUUAACGUGAUACUAGUUAGGUCGAGCUUUAUGAUGUAAAUUGACGACAAAUCGCGGCGCUUCCGUGCGAGGAAUUGCUGAAAUGGCGUUGAGCGGCAGUUGCGACGAUUGCGAAACGUUACAACGGGUGUGGCUUGAAACAGAUCGUUGUUGGUCGUCACGGUGAUUGCACGCGAAUUGUUGCAAACACAGGGUGGCCGACAACUCGCUAUGAGGCCAUGGUGCGCAGGUAGAAAACACCAACCUGAGCAAGAGGCCCCUUAUCGUUCUUCAAGUAACGAAAUUUUAUGUGAUUGUUUGAGAGACUAUGGGACCUUUUACUCACGUUGAUGCGUUCUACCUGCACUCUGCGGUUCUGUAACAAAUUGCCGGGAACUCUGUGUGUAUUUCCAAAUUAGGUAUAUAAUUUUAAGACGAACAUCACCGCUCUCGAUUCAUUAAACGACGAUCGCAUUAAGCCACAUCUGAACGAGAAGGCCGAACAGCGUAUAUAUAACGCGAGCCCGACGAUGGCAACGAUGUAUCGCAUGACUCUCAUCUCGACGAAGCCUAAACCGUAAUAUUAAUCAUAUACACACCGCAAUUCCGUGUUCUUCCCUCGUUCAUUGUAAAAAUGCACGUAUCACCGGAGCGAAAAUCAUAGCCAUAAUACAGCAUAAGGAACGAAUAAACGCUUCCAUCUUUCACACAUUCAACUAUUGCACGAUUUUAACACUGUUCGCAAUGGAAUGCCUAAUUCCAUGCUCGCAUACGUAUGCAUACAUGUAUGCAUACACACACGUACACACACAUACACAUCGUUGUCCAUUCCUCGCGUUACGAGCGACUUGCGUUUGAGAAUAUCGAGUGCGCUGACCCUUAACAUUGUUAUUAUUUAAUAAAGUGUACCUAUAUGUGUAUUUAAAUGCCAUACUAAUUACUGUAAAUACAGCGAAUAAACGUGUAUAUACAUACACACAAUACA